UAGGGCUGCCUCAAUCACUUCGUGAAGGUGGUGGUAAACGGAAUGAGUCGAUGUCGACCGUCGGCGGAGGAGUCGGUGCGCGUAAAUGUCGAGUGGAUGCGGUUGUCACCUGCGUCACGAAGCGGAUCCGGCGCUCCUUCUGGACGGCAGCGGCUGGAGGAUUUGAGUCAGGAAGGUGCAGACGUGCACCGCGACGGCAGGCAGUUGUGGGCAAAGUGCAGGCAGGCCUUGCAUCAACAUGGAACGGAGACAAUCACGAGAGGGGUGCAACGGCUCCACGUGGACGAAGGGGACGAAGCUGCUGUUGAGGAGGCCCAGGGGUGUGACGACGUUGACGGUGACGACGAUUGCAACUCCGACGAUUUGCCAGACAUUAGGCCGUUGGGGAGGAAGGCAACGAAGGGCGGAGCAGCUGCGAGGAAGGGUCCCGCUACAAAAAGUCGACGGAGCAAGAAAAUGGAUGACGACACGGGGCGGAGCGAUGGUGAGGGCGGCCGAAAUUUCUGGUCGGUGGGAGACACAAUCGCACUCGUCAGGGCAAAAAGGGACCAAGAUCUUUAUUUCACGGGCAUGGGCAGUAGUUUCGCCCGCAUGAAAACGAGGGAGUGGAAGUGGAAGGACGUGCGGGCGAGGUUGCAGUCGAUGGGCGUGACGAGGGAUGUCGUCGACUGCAGGAAGAAAUGGGACAACUUGAUGCAGCAAUUCAAGAAGGUCCACAAGUUCCAUAACCUCUCCGGCGGGAAAGACUACUUCAAGCUUGCAUCGAAGGACAGGCGGUCGGAGGGCUUCAGCUUCGUCAUGGACCGGAGCGUGUACGACGAAAUGGAGGCCAUGACGAAGGGGGAUCACACGAUCCACCUGAAAAAUUUGGCGGACACGGGGGCGGCCGGUGGGGUUCAGAUGCCAGCAGGCGUGGGUGCUGCAGGUGCACCAUGGCCACUGAGGGUGGAGGGGAGGCAGCCCGUAAGGAGCAGGGGUCGACGAAAGACUCCACAUUCAGCGCAGGGAGUGGUGACGGAUAUGGGAAGAGGAAGAACAUGCGGCAACAAACCUUUGAGGCCGUCGCCAACGUCAUGGGCAAGCAUGCCACAGACGGUCAUUGACGGAGGCGGGAAGCAUGUCUACGCGAGGAGGCGCCCGUGGGAAGAAGCGGGAAAACAUCCCCGCGGACAGUCAGGGGCGGGAAGGGGUCAGCGGCAUGUCCCAAAGACGAAGAGGCUCCUUUCGGAAGAAGCAUCAGAAAGCAUGCCUCUUCGACGAGGGCGAAGUUGGACGGCAGCCAACGAAGAGGAAGAUGACGACGUCUUCACGAUGGAGGAGGAAGCAGCAGAGGACAACGUAGCGGCGCCUCGGGGAAGCACUCUUCAACGCUCAUCUGAUCAGAGCGGUGCGAGAAGAUUGGUGACGCCCCCUUCGGAGGCGCAACAAGUGCGUGCGCACAACACCCAAAAGGCGAAGGAGGUUGUCGUCGACGUCGGCGGCGAGGACGACGAGCCGUUGGAGAGCCGUAGAUAGCGCAAUGUGACACAAGGCACCACGGUGAUGGCAGCCAGGAUACGCGCCGCGACUGAA
Messenger RNA from Chara braunii, 1572 nucleotides. Lineage: Eukaryota; Viridiplantae; Streptophyta; Charophyceae; Charales; Characeae. The record is from the annotation of a GenBank genome assembly.